CUUCUGCACUAUGUUUGUCGCGCUGUUGCACACACAGCACGUUGGUUUGUUUCAGUUUGUCAGUUGCCACAAGACAACUUACCAACGUGUACGUAAUAAGCUAACACUCCUGUGUGCUACGCUGUACACCGACUUACUGGUUGUGUCGCAUCAGUCUGUGUCUCUGAGUUAGUUUGUGUUUCUCCUCCUUUUUACUGCAACAGUGUCAGACACCCUCAUUUGAUUUUUUUGUGCUUUAUUUAUUUAGUCAUCUAAUGUGUUUUUUGAUUAAUGUGUGUUAGGGUAAUCGAGGUCUAUUAAUGUCAAAAACUCUGCCAGUAUGAUUUCAGUCAGUGUUUAAAUAAAUCCAUAAGCAGAUGAUAUAUUUAAGUUAAAACAGCUAAAAUGAUGGGGCGGUGAUUGUGCUCAUAAAUACUGGGGUGAUUAUUAUUUACUGGAAUAUUAUAUGAUAUACUUUAUUGAGCGACAUCAACGUGUUGUCAUACAGGAGAAAAGCUCCUCCUUCCAGCAUGAUCGACAGACCACGUGACUUUCGCGACAAACUGCUCUGUCCACAGAUGAACACCCAACACGAACGCUAACACACAAAGUCAGCGGGAAUACACUGAGUGUAUGUUGAAGAUCCUUCAAAUUAAAAGUUUUGCUUCACCAUUGCAAUCAGCAUGUUGCACGAGACGAAACUUUACUUUGAAGAAUUGUUUUACUUCCGCAAUCUCUCAACUCAGACGCAAUUUGACUACUGUCCCAACAGCAGCAGAGCACAGGUUUCACCAUCCCGGUGAGGAACACAUUUUUCGGUUGCUGUCAGAGGGUCUCUCAUCGAUCUGCUGCCCUGUGUAACUGGAGCGUUAGUGAUCAUUCUCCAGCAAAUAUUCACGAUCGGUCGGGAACUUUUCACACCAACUUUUUUACCACUCUGAUCUGAUCACGACCCACAAAACUACAAGUAAUGGUAACAUCAGUCUGCUGGAUUCUGCUGGCUGCUUGUCUGUUCUCGAUCGUGUCUGCAGUUUUAGAGCAAAUCAUCACAAUGAAGCCUGGACAGGACGUCAAUCUGACAUGUGAAGCUCCAAACAAUAACAACAUCAUAAUUGUAGAGUGGAGCAGAGCUGACCUGAAGGAACACGAAUGUGUGCUUUUUUACCGGGACGGCCACUUUCUUCCAGAUCACCAGCAUCCAUCUUUUAAGCACCGGGUGGAUCUGCAGGACAGACAGAUGAAGGAUGGAGACGUGUCUUUGAUUCUGAGGAAUGUGAUGAUUAAUGACACUGGAACAUACAAGUGUCAUGUCCAGAAAGAUGGAGACAGUAUAAAGCUCAUCAGCAGCAUCUACCUGAGUGUUGUUGUUCCUCCAGGUCAGACAGGAGGAGAUGGACAGGAUGGAGGGAAGGAGGCAGGAUCUGUUGGAAUGAUAGUCGGUCUGUCUAUUUGUGCUGUGCUUCUUGUUGCUGCUGUUGUUGGUUUUUUUAUGUACAGAAAACAUCAAGAACAAAAGAUACAGGAUUCCUACCAGCCUCCAGCUGAACAGCAGCCUGUUUGAAAUGUGUCAGAGGUUCUUCUUUUCCUCGCCUGAUCUGUGAGUCUCUCUUUUGCUCCUACAGCUUCUCAGAGGUGAUUCUGAGCAUUCAGACGGUUGAAUUUUCUUUGGUGUAAAGCAUCACCAAACAGUCCAGCAGAUAUUUUCAGAUUUCAUGUUUAAACAUCUAUUACAGAGUUUUAAGAAGUAGAAAACUGUCCCAAAGUUAAAGCUGUAGCUUUAGCUUUUCACUGACUGCUCAUCCACUUUCAUGAACACCAGCUGAAGUCUUCAUAAGUUUGUCAGACCAAACUUGUCUUCAUACUGUGAGCUGUAGCUGCUACUUCCUGCUCUCGACCUCCUGCUGAGCUAACGUCUCUUUAACUUUACUUUUAAUACCAAACUACCUGCUGCUUCACUUUAAACAGAUAAAACACUUAUGUUUAUAUCACAGAAGCUUUUAAUAUUUACUAUAUUCAGCUUUAAGCACUGUACGCACUUCUUAACUUUGUUAUUCUACACUGUAUGUAAUAUUUUUAUUUCUAUAAGUAAGAAUCGCGUUCAGUUUUCUUUCUGCUUUGAUAGAAACUUUCUGACUUGUCCAAUCAGUUCGUGCAGAUUUCAGGGAGUCCUGAUUAAAAUGUUUUACUGUAAAAGUGCCUUCAGAUGGUGGUUGUUGUUUCCUGUGCUUCAUGAAUAGACUCAAUUUUUCUUUUAAAUCAGCAUCAAUCAAAUGACCGUAACCUUCCACCAGGGGGCACUUUAACAUACACAGACCUGUCUGUAAAGGAUUUACUGCCAGUUUUCUUAUGGAAAUUACUUCACCCGUAUGCUUAGAAGACACUCGAACACAUUGUACAGUAAGAGUUUAUUGGUGCUGUUAUUUUCUUUUACAUGGAAAAAUGUUUCUAUUUAAAAAUAUGAAUUCAUGUGACAAAUCCAUCUGUAGAUAUGUAUGUAUGAUGUGUAUGUAUGUAUGACUGUAGACUUUAUGUGUUAAUUUUCAGAUAUUAAAUCAUGUUCAUUGCAUCUCCCAGUGACACAGACAGCUGUAAAAGCUUACAGGCAAACAUCACAUUCAUCAUCAGUGAUUCAUUCCUUUCUAAACUGUAAAUGAACACAAUAAAAUAAAUUUUUCUUCAUGUGGUCGUCUGCUCUGAGUCACGUUAUAAAUCUGCAUCAUGCUUUCAUUUCACUCUCAUCACUCUUACUGUAUGAAAACGUGCUGUGAGCACUUUAGUUUUGACUCUCAGCUCUACCAGUCUGAAGUUAUUUACUUUACUGAUGAACUUUCUGAAAACAGUCGUCUGUCUGCAGAUUCUCUCAGACUGGAUGAAGACAGAUGUUACAGAUGUUCUCUUUAUUGUUCCUGAGAGAUCAUCAGACACCAAACUGCACAGUAACUGAGACUCAUGUGUGAAAGUGUUCCUGCUGCUUUAAGUCUGUGGCUCACAUGAACUUUGUUAUCUGCUCUGAAGGUGACUGAAGUGUGUUUGGGUUCACCACAACAACUCACGUUGGGGCCUUUCAGACUGUGGCACCAUGGUUGUGGAAUUCUCUCCCACUGUCUCUUCGCUGCACGGACUCCAUUGAUUCUUUUAAGAAACAGCUGAAGACAUUUUUAUUUAGAAAAGCAUUUGAUUA
Molecule: messenger RNA, 3160 nt
Organism: Oreochromis aureus
Lineage: Eukaryota; Metazoa; Chordata; Actinopteri; Cichliformes; Cichlidae
Product: CD226 antigen-like
Exons: 3
Coding region: 950-1540 (196 amino acids)
Source: RefSeq, a predicted model, not a curated record